AUGGCCGGGUGUAGUAACAAUAAAUGUGGCCUGACACAAAGUGAACUUGAAGCGGAGGCACAAAAGAUUAUGGACAAUGGAUUAGAUAGUGAUAGUGAGUUUUCGGAUCAAUCCAAUUAUAGCUGCGGCGAAUAUGUGACCAUAGAUGAAAUGCUUGUAGCAUUUAGAGGGAGAUGCAAAUUUAGAAUGUAUCUGAAAAGUAAGCCAGACAAAUAUGGUCUAAAAAUGCAGUGUUUAGUGGAUACUAAGACACAUUAUCUGUUAAACAGUUUUAUAUAUUCUGGAAAGGAUACUCACAAAACAAAUCCAAGAAAGCUAGAUAUCCCUACCCUAGAUGGUUUAGCCCUUAUUCCACCGAUAUCAGGAAACAACAGGAACGUAACUGCUGAUAAUUGGUUCUCUUCCGUUGAGCUAAUAAGGGAACUAAGAAAGCAUAAUAUUACAUAUGUUGGAACCCUAAAGAAAAACAAAAGAGAGGUCCCUUAUGAAUUUCAACCUCACAAGGACAGGCCAGCAAAUUCCGCAUUAUUUGGUUUUACAGGAAGCGAGAGCCUGGUAUCUUUUGUUCCUAAAAAAAAUCGUGCGGUGUUACUAGUAUCAACUAUGCAUCAUUCAAAUGCAAUGGUAAAUGGAAAGCCAGAAAUUGUAAAUUUUUAUAACGAGACAAAGGGCGGGGUGGACUCGUUGGAUAAAAAAUGUGCAUGCUAUAAAACUGGCAGAAGAACUCGGAGAUGGCCUCAAGUCAUAUGGUUUCGCAUUUUAGAUAUUGCUGGAGUAAAUGCUAAUGUAAUUUUUAAUGGUGUUCAACGAAAUAAAAUAAUGGAAAGAAGAAGAUUUUUAACAACUUUAGGUCAACAACUCAUAUAA
Messenger RNA from Sitophilus oryzae (rice weevil), 867 nucleotides. RefSeq lists its product as uncharacterized. The transcript has 2 exons. The record is from RefSeq and is a predicted model, not a curated record. NCBI's taxonomy places the organism in Eukaryota, Metazoa, Arthropoda, Insecta, Coleoptera, Curculionidae. Bases 1 to 867 code for a protein of 288 amino acids.